Messenger RNA from Spodoptera litura, 921 nucleotides. It is a transcript of the gene Dim1, whose product is annotated as thioredoxin-like protein Dim1. Lineage: Eukaryota; Metazoa; Arthropoda; Insecta; Lepidoptera; Noctuidae. The record is from RefSeq and is a predicted model, not a curated record. Gene Ontology annotation, cellular component: U4/U6 x U5 tri-snRNP complex; spliceosomal complex; U5 snRNP. Gene Ontology annotation, biological process: mRNA splicing, via spliceosome.
CAAUUCGCCCAGUUCACUCAGUAGGUGCUCAGUAGUGUCAAAGAGACAGUGAUAUAAUAAUAAAUUUAUCUUAAAAUUUAUUACUUUGACAAUAAAAAGCUAGAAAAAAAUAUUUCCUUUGCAAUAAGUGUGCUGUGUAAAUAAAUAAUACUAAUUCCUAUACAAUUCCUAUACUUGUUUGUUAGUAAAGGUUAUUGUUUUGACUGUUGGCUUUCGAAGAAGACACUUAUAAACCUUUACGAUGAGUUACAUGCUUGGGCAUUUACAUAAUGGAUGGCAAGUAGACCAAGCUAUUUUGUCAGAAGAAGACAGAGUUGUGGUUAUACGUUUUGGUCAUGACUGGGACCCAACCUGCAUGAAGAUGGAUGAAGUGUUGUACAGUAUUGCAGAGAAAGUGAAAAAUUUCGCUGUUAUAUAUUUGGUGGACAUCACAGAAGUUCCUGAUUUUAACAAAAUGUAUGAGCUGUAUGAUCCAUGCACGGUGAUGUUUUUCUUCCGGAAUAAGCACAUAAUGAUUGACUUGGGCACGGGUAACAACAACAAAAUCAACUGGCCUCUGGAGGACAAGCAGGAGAUGAUUGACAUUAUAGAGACAGUGUACCGCGGCGCACGUAAGGGCCGUGGUCUUGUCGUCUCGCCCAAAGACUACUCCACAAAAUACAGAUAUUAACAAUGUGUCUUGUCAGUGGCUUGUCUCAUUAAAGACAAAAGAAAUCAGUGUUACUUGACAGUGGUUAACUGCUCUGACAGUAAUCUAUGCAAGAGUUGCUACAGGGUACCAACUUAUCAAAUUAUGGUUGGGAUAGAAUUAUUCAUUACUAAUUGCAGUGGUGUGUUUGUCAACUCUGAAUAUUAUUAAGAAUAUAAUUAUAAUAUAUUUAGUAUUGUGUAUGAACAAGGAGAUGUGAAAUGUGAUCUGGU